GGCCCGCAGGCGGCCAUGGCGGCGGGCGCCGGGGCCAGGCCCGCGCCGCGCUGGCAGAAGGCGCUGGCAGAGCCGCUGAGCGCGGCGCAGCUUCGGCGGCUGGAGGAGCACCGCUACAGUGCAGCGGGCGUCUCGCUGCUCGAGCCGCCGCUGCAGCUCUACUGGACCUGGCUGCUCCAGUGGAUUCCGCUGUGGAUGGCCCCCAACUCCAUCACCCUCCUGGGCCUCGCCAUCAACCUGCUCACCACGCUUCUGCUCAUCUCCUAUUGCCCGACGGUCACCGAGGAGGCGCCAUACUGGACGUACCUUUUAUGUGCAUUGGGUCUCUUCAUCUACCAAUCACUGGAUGCUAUUGAUGGGAAACAAGCCAGAAGAACAAACUCUUGUUCUCCUUUAGGGGAACUUUUUGACCAUGGUUGUGACUCUCUUUCCACAGUUUUUAUGGCAGUUGGAGCUUCAAUUGCCGUUCGCUUAGGAACUCAUCCUGACUGGUGGUUUUUCUGCUCUUUUAUUGGGAUGUUCAUGUUUUAUUGUGCUCAUUGGCAGACUUAUGUUUCAGGCGUGUUGAGGUUUGGAAGAGUGGAUGUAACUGAAAUUCAGAUAGCUUUAGUGAUCAUCUUUGUACUCUCUACAUUUGGAGGAGCAGCAAUGUGGGACUAUACGAUACCCAUCCUAGAAAUAAAACUGAAGAUCUUACCAGUUCUUGGAGUAGUAGGUGGAGCAAUAUUUUCCUGUUCGAAUUAUUUCCAUGUUAUCCUCCAUGGCGGUGUGGGCAAGAAUGGAUCCACAAUAGCAGGCACCAGUGUCUUGUCGCCUGGACUCCACAUAGGAAUAAUUAUUAUAUUGGCAAUAAUGAUCUAUAAAAAGUCAGCAACUAAUUUGUUUGAAAAGCAUCCUUGUCUUUAUACUCUAAUGUUCGGAUGUGUCUUUGCUAAAGUCUCACAAAAAUUGGUGAUAGCACACAUGACCAAAAGUGAACUGUAUCUUCAAGACAGUGUCUUUUUGGGCCCAGGUCUUUUAUUUUUAGACCAGUACUUUAAUAAUUUUGUAGACGAAUAUAUUGUUCUGUGGAUAGCAAUGGUCAUUUCUUCACUUGAUAUGAUAAGGUACUUUAGUGCUUUAUGCCUGCAAAUUUCAAGACAUCUUCAUCUAAGUAUCUUCAAGACUUCAUGUCAUCAAGCACCUGAACAGGUUCAAGUUCUUCCUUCAAAGAGUCAUCAGAAUAACAUGGAUUGAAGAGACUUUCGAACACUUGCCAUCUCUUGCUGCUGCUGUUACAUGAAAGGAGAUAUUAAACAUUUGUUUAAUUUUAGAUAAGUGUUAUACAUAUUUCAGCAAAUAAAAUAUUUCACUGCUUAUAUUAA
Molecule: messenger RNA, 1364 nt
Organism: Phacochoerus africanus (Common warthog)
Lineage: Eukaryota; Metazoa; Chordata; Mammalia; Artiodactyla; Suidae
Gene: CHPT1
Product: choline phosphotransferase 1
Biological process (GO): phosphatidylethanolamine biosynthetic process
Cellular component (GO): Golgi apparatus; endoplasmic reticulum membrane
Molecular function (GO): ethanolaminephosphotransferase activity; diacylglycerol cholinephosphotransferase activity
Source: RefSeq, a predicted model, not a curated record